AUGAGCGCCACUCUGAAUUAUAAGUCUUUUUCUAAAGAGCAGCAAACUAUGGAUAACUUGGAGAAGCAGCUUAUUUGUCCCAUCUGUUUAGAAAUGUUUACUAAACCAGUGGUUAUCCUUCCAUGCCAGCACAACCUCUGUAGAAAAUGUGCCAGCGAUAUCUUCCAGGCCUCCAAUCCAUAUCUUCCAACCAGAGGAGGUACCACUGUGGCUUCAGGAGGUCGAUUUCGCUGCCCUUCCUGUAGACAUGAGGUAAUUCUUGACAGGCAUGGAGUGUAUGGCCUUCAAAGAAACCUGCUGGUGGAAAAUAUAAUUGAUAUAUACAAACAGGAAUCUUCCAGGCCUGAAAGAAAAACUGAGCAGCCAGUGUGUGAAGAACAUGAAGAUGAGAAAAUUAAUAUUUAUUGCCUGAAUUGUGAAGUGCCCACCUGUUCCAUGUGCAAAGUUUUUGGUGCUCAUAAAGAUUGUCAGGUUGCUCCCCUCUCAAAUGUGUACCAAAGGCAGAAGUCUGAACUUAGUGAUGGAAUCGCUGUGCUUGUGGGAAGUAAUGACAGAAUACAAGGAAUUGUAACACAGCUGGAGGAAACCUGCAGAACAGUUGAAGAAUGCUGUAAAAGGCAGAAGGAUCAACUAUGUGAAAAAUUUGAUUAUUUGUACGCAAUAUUGGAAGAACGAAAAAGUGAGAUGACACAAAUAAUCACUCGGAGCCAAGAGGAGAAAUUGGAACAUGUCCGGUCUCUGAUAAAAAAGUAUGCAGAUCACUUAGAGACAGUAUCAAAACUGGUGGAAUCAGGCAUCCAAUUUAUGGAAGAGCCAGAAAUGGCUCUAUUUUUACAGAAUGCUAAGGCAUUGCUACAAAAAAUUACUGAAGCUUCUAAAGCAUUUCAGAUGGAAAAAAUAGAGAGAGGCUAUGAAAAUAUGACCCACUUCACAGUCAAUCUUAAUAGAGAAGAAAAGAUUAUUAGAGAAAUUUACUUUUACAGAGAAGAAGAGGAUGAGGAUGAAGAAGAUGCUAUAGAAGGGAAAACACCAGAUGAAAUCCACACUGAAUCAUCAGGUGAAGAAGAUGAAAUAGCUGAACAAGCAUCAUCUCAGCAACUUCAACAGGAUAUUGCAUUGAAAGACACACUAGCAGUAUCUCAGAGUAACCUGGCACCAUCAUUACCUUCUAACCUACUAGUUAAUACUCCCACUACAGCAAAACAGGAUGAAAUUGUACAUACUACUACAGCACAGCCUGCAGGAUUAGUAGAGACUGGACUACAGUCAAAUGGAGACUCAUCCGAUCCCUUGUUCUACCCUAGUUGGUAUAAAGCAUCACCACGACAAACAAGCAAUUCAACUCCAGCUCCAUUGACCGAGAGUAGGCAGGUAGGGCCUUCCAUUCCUGUAGAAGGGAAUGUCAAGAAGACAGAGGUUCCAGAAGCAGCUUCUGCAAAUACAAAUUCUGCUGUGUGUGGUAAGGAAGUUAACCCAUCUACAGAUAUUUCACAGACUGAGUCUGAGACCUUACAAGGACAUGUGGAAGGACAGCCUGGGAGCAACGAAAGAGAUGAUGAGCCAACUCGUCAUGUUUUCUCUUUCUCCUGGUUGAACUCAUUGAAUGAAUGA
This is a messenger RNA of Thamnophis elegans (Western terrestrial garter snake), 1611 nucleotides long. It is a transcript of the gene TRIM55, whose product is annotated as tripartite motif containing 55. The transcript is spliced from 10 exons. Gene Ontology annotation, molecular function: zinc ion binding. NCBI's taxonomy places the organism in Eukaryota, Metazoa, Chordata, Lepidosauria, Squamata, Natricidae. The record is from RefSeq and is a predicted model, not a curated record. The coding region runs from base 1 to 1611 and encodes 536 amino acids.